AUGACUCCAACAACGCCGAUUCUGUCGCUGGCAUCCAACCCCAUGGGCAAGAUUGACGCGUGGAACCCCGAGUCGCUGGCGUCGCUGUGGACGGUGUUCUCCAAGUGCGCCGAGUCGCUGGAAAACGGCCGCCGGCUGGAAAACCUGUCGUGGCGGCUAUGGAACCGCGAACUGCUCUACUGCUGCGACAACUCCAUCUUUCUGGUCGAAGACAUGACCGACGACGGCAACACCGGCAACAACACCGGCGUCAACACCACCGCCACCACAAACGCAAACACAAACACACACCCCUCCGCCCUCGCCACACCCAACAACAGCGUCCAGACACGACACACCCUGCAUCCCCAGAAACCGCCACCGGACGAUCUGCUCAAGUCGCUGUCGGCACUGUCCGUGUCCAACGCCGAAGAGCAGCACCGACACGAUGCCUCGCAAGACCGUAACGACCGACAUGACCGAGGAGUCUCCCCACCACAGCUCUCAAGCAGCCUCAGCUCCGACGCCAUUUCGGACUCGGACUUUGACGGAGACGCAAUCGGCGAACUCGCCUCCAGGAGAGUGUCCACCACGUCCACCGCCUCGACCCACGUGGACAACCAGCAUCGAUCGGCCCUCUCCUCCCUGCAUUCUACCCGAUCGAACACCAACAGAAGCAAUCUCGCCUCGUCAGCCUCCACACCAACCCUCUCAACCACCACCGCCACCCCCGCCGUGUCGCGCAUCUCGUCGCCACCCACGCUGCGCACCCUUGUAAAUAGCAACGACACAAACUCACGGCCUACGAUCCGGCGCGGCAACAAAAGCAUCUCCGACUACCGCUCUCUGUACCGCAAGCGUCCCUCUAUGAAACGCAAGCGGCUGUCUCCGGCAAAGCUGCACGAGUUAAUGCAGUUAUUUAGGCCGGUCGGCCAGGAAGUGGAGUAUUGGCAGAGCCUCAGGGACGAGCGGAGGAAACAGAGAGAGGAGGAGGAACGGGAGGGAGACGACGACCAUGGCGAUGAACAUGACGAGCUAUCCGAGUCGUCAAACAGUGUAGGAAGUCACGUCCAUGUGGGUGGUGGUAGCACCAACGAUACCACCCAUGUGAUGCUCCCCAGGGAGGUUUUGACCAAGGAGGAGGGCAAAAAGGAGGCUGCGACAGGAGCAGCAACAGCAGCGAGAGAGGUGUCUACCGGAACAGGUGCGGGAGUCGGUCACAAGGAUAAGGAUACAUUGUCCAAGGACGUGACGUCCAACACCUCUUCCAACGCCCACAUCAAAUCCACUCUGGCGCCCACGUUCUUUGCUCGGUCCCGACGCUCUUCGUCCCGCCACAGAGACUCGUUCAACCGGGAGAAACCGGUGCUUGUGGCGCCCCGAACCGCUCAGCAGCAGCAGCCCAAGGUGUCGUCACUGUUCCGACGCAACACCAGUGUCUCUUCCGGGUCGGGAUCCUCGGCCGCAGCUCUUCCGCAGUCGUCAGCCUCCGCAGUGGCUGACUCUGACUCGUACGAAGACGAUGAGUCUGAUUUCACAGAUGAGACUGAUAACGACGAUGACAUGGAGGCCGACGAGGGCGCACGUGGCGUGGCUCGUGAAUUGUCCGGCUCCGGGUCCGUCUCGGGAGGGAACCUGAGACGUUCGGAUACGUCAACCUCGAUUGUGCGGGGUUUUUCGCCGUCCAAAACGUCCGUCAGUUUCCUCGGUCGGUCGUCAGAGAUGAAGCAGCAUGGGGCUGCUGGUAGCGGUGCUGGCAUUGUGAGCGCGGGCGUCAACGGCAGUUCUGUCAAUGGCACUUCGAUUACAGCCUCCUCCCAAUACCAGCAAGUGCCUCGGCAGAAGCAGAAGAUGUUUUUCAUCGAGUCUUCGCCAUCGGAGAGCGACGGAUUUGGCGAGUCUGUGACGAAAUCCGACUGUUCGUUUUCGCCUCUGAAGAUGGAACCCCGACUGAGCGGGCAGAGCGGUCAUGCGGCCUCCAAAUCAAGUUUGGUGGACCGAUCGGUAGAAAAGUCGGUGGACAAGUCGGUCAAGAAACAUGUGUCGGUACAGUCACCCCCUAAGCUCGACUCCACCAAGUACGACGACUACUACAACGACGACGACGACGACUCUGACUGGGACUCUGUGGAGAGUGAUGGUUCUUCUGCAAAUGAGGAGCCCACAUUUUCACGGGAGGAAAACCUUUCAGGCCACAAUCUCGUCCGUCCGUCGCUUCUGUCGUCUAUGUUCCUCAACAACCCCGAUCGUUUGCAGGAGCAGAUACAGCAGAGCAAGGACAAGUCACGCAUCUUUUCCAAGGGCAUGAUUCCGGACGAGUCCAACUCUGUGAGUUCCAAGCUCGGCUCCAUGUUCUCUGGCCAGGCAAAGCGGGUAAACACCUACACCAACUUGUCUGAGGCUAACUAUAUUGUUGAAAAUGGCGGUCUAAACAGCGACGGUGAGGAUAUUGCACGAGACAACGCCUCUGUGGCUCGUUCUUUGGGGGUCAAGAGUGCCAAGAGUGCUGGAGAGAAGGACAACAAGCGGCCCAGUAAGAACAAUUCUGUGGCUGACCUGUCGCGGUUCCCCGGAGUCGGUCCUACGCCUGCCACAGUUCUCUCGGCCACCCCAGUGGCUGUGGCGACGCACGAGCCUGUUUAUGGUUCGAUUCUGCCUUCCGACGUGGUCAGACACAGUAUGUUGGCAUCGGAAAUGUCGCAGAGUGUGCAAAAGUCGCUCAUGAACCAGAGCGAGUUGGAGCGGCAGAAUCUGGAGGCGUUGAAACGGCGGCAUACCAGUAUUGAUCUGAAGAAGAUGGGGGAGAAGCCGGAGUGGAAAAAGGAGGCGGACGAGCCGGCGGAUUUCGAUUAUCAUGCCAGAGGGUGGUAA
Yarrowia lipolytica CLIB122 is the source of this 2850-nucleotide messenger RNA. RefSeq lists its product as uncharacterized. Gene Ontology annotation, biological process: regulation of nitrogen utilization; negative regulation of transcription by RNA polymerase II; mitochondria-nucleus signaling pathway. The record is from RefSeq and is a predicted model, not a curated record. Gene Ontology annotation, cellular component: cytoplasm. NCBI's taxonomy places the organism in Eukaryota, Fungi, Ascomycota, Dipodascomycetes, Dipodascales.